UAGUACUAACAAAAUAAUCUUGUUCACGCUCCUAUUCUGCUCCAGCACUUCGCCGGAGUUGACGCUCCGAAGCCACGGUCUUCUUUUUCUGUACAGUCAAAGCUUAUCUUCGGAAAUCCUUCUCGUAAUAAAAAAUGGCCGUAGAUAUGGAAUUUUCUAACUCCCACGAAUUUACGAAUGCGCACCGUGUGCUGGAUCUAGACCUCCGAGGCUAUUCAUUAAAGAUGGUGAUGAGAAACUUCAAAUCUUAUGCGGGCGAACAGCAUGUUGGCCCAUUUCACAAGAGAUUUUCUGCAGUUGUUGGUCCUCAUGGUCGUGGAAAGAAUAAUGUCAUUGACGCCAUGCUCUUCGUGUUCGGUAAGCAGGCCAAACUGAUGCGUCUAAACAAAGUGUCAGAGCUUAUAGACAAUUCAACUAAUCACAGAAUUUGGAAAGUGUUGGUGUGUCUUAUUCAUUUUCAGGAAAUAAUUGAUUUGGACGGUGAGACAUAUGAAGCUGUUCCUGGAAGCUAUUUUGUAAUUACACGUGUGGCAUAUCGAGAUAAUUCCUCUAAGUACUUUACCAAUGACCGGACAAGUAACUUUACAGAGGUUAGUAAGAAGCUGAAAGGAAAGGGAUUGAUUUAGAUAACAACCGGUCUCUGAUUCUUCAGGGUGAGGUUGAACAAAUAUCACUGAUGAAGCCUAAGGGACAAGGACCCCAUAAUGAAGGCUUUCUCAAGUAUUUAGAGGAUAUAAUAGGAAGUGACAAAUACAUUGAGAAGAUUGAUGAAUCAUUUAAGCAGUUGGUUCUCACUCUGAAAUGAAAUUCUUAUGGCACAAAGAAACAAUUUGAAAUCGGAGUCUCAAUGUCAGUCUCCUCUUAGUUUCAGAUUGAAUCUUGUUAAUAGUUAUGCUACACUUUUCCUUACCAAUUUACUCUUUCUUUUCUCCCUUGUGUACAAGUGGCAUCCUCAUUCUUAUAGCUUUGUCUGUUAAUUUACUAUCGUGAGCGCCUUGUGUAUACUCAA
Molecule: messenger RNA, 1009 nt
Organism: Nicotiana attenuata
Lineage: Eukaryota; Viridiplantae; Streptophyta; Magnoliopsida; Solanales; Solanaceae
Product: structural maintenance of chromosomes protein 4-like
Exons: 5
Coding region: 135-626 (163 amino acids)
Biological process (GO): mitotic chromosome condensation
Source: RefSeq, a predicted model, not a curated record